AUGGCUUUCAAGCUGUGGUCCAUGCUCCCGCUCGUCGCGCUCGCCACCGUGGCGACCGCGGCCCCGAGUCGCCAGACGGUGUGCUCGGACGGCACCGUCGUCCCCGACUCGGUGUGCUGCGAGUUCGUGCCCCUUGCACAGGCACUUCAGAAAGAGGUGCUCAUGGGCGAUUGCGGCGAAGACGCUCACGAGCUCCUCCGUCUCACUUUCCACGAUGCCAUCGCCAUCUCGCGCAGCAAGGGCCCCUCGGCCGGUGGAGGAGCUGACGGCUCCAUGCUCAUCUUCCCGACCGUCGAGCCCGCCUUCUUCGCCAACCUUGGUAUCGCCGACUCGGUGAACAACCUCAUCCCCUUCCUCUCGCAGUUCCCCAAGAUCUCCGCCGGCGAUCUCGUCCAGUUCGCAGGUGCCGUCGCCGUCGGAAACUGCCCCGGUGCCCCCCAGCUCGAGUUCCGUGCUGGCCGUCCCAACGCGACCGCGCCCGCCAUCGAAGGUCUGAUUCCCGAGCCCCAGAACAACAUCACUGAGAUUCUGGAGCGGUUCGACGAUGCUGGAGGCUUCUCGCCCUUCGAGGUCGUCUCCCUCCUCGCUUCGCACACCGUUGCCCGUGCCGAUCACGUCGACCCGACGCUCGACGCCGCGCCCUUCGACAGCACCCCCUUCACGUUCGACACCCAGAUCUUCCUCGAGGUGCUCCUCAAGGGCGUCGGCUUCCCUGGCACGGGCAACAACACCGGCGAGGUGUCCUCCCCGCUCCCGGUCAGCAGCGGCACGGACGUCGGCGAGCUCCGGCUCCAGUCCGACUUCGGGCUCGCGCACGACGAGCGCACGGCGUGCUUCUGGCAGGGCUUCGUGAACGAGCAGGAGUUCAUGGCGCAGUCGUUCAAGGCCGCGAUGGCGAAGCUCGCUGUGCUCGGCCACAACGCGGACGACCUCGUCGACUGCUCCGCCGUCGUGCCCAAGCCGAAGCCCGCGACGGGCAAGCCCGCGUCGUUCCCCGCGACCAAGGGCCCGAAGGACCUCGAGCUCUCGUGCAAGUCCAAGAAGUUCCCCACGCUGACCACCGACCACGGUGCGCAGGAGACCCUCAUCCCGCACUGCUCGAACGGCAGCAUGAACUGCACGACCGUCCAGUUCGACGGCCCCGCGACCAACUUCGACGGCGACGACUCGUAG
Molecule: messenger RNA, 1173 nt
Organism: Dichomitus squalens LYAD-421 SS1
Lineage: Eukaryota; Fungi; Basidiomycota; Agaricomycetes; Polyporales; Polyporaceae
Gene: MnP2
Product: manganese peroxidase
Exons: 8
Coding region: 1-1173 (390 amino acids)
Biological process (GO): response to reactive oxygen species; hydrogen peroxide catabolic process; cellular response to oxidative stress
Molecular function (GO): peroxidase activity; heme binding
Source: RefSeq, a predicted model, not a curated record